CACAGAUUUAAAAAAUUAAUGAAUACCUACUAAUUUUAUUCACGCCUGUACCCCACCAUAACUAGCCAUCAGAGUAACACUUUAUAUAACUAGCACACGACAAAGGCCAGUCACUCGCCGCAAGCAGCGUAAGGAGGUUGAAAUCUAGUAGCAUAUUUAAAAAAAGAACGCCUUGUCUUUGUAAAAAAGAUGACGCGAAUAUUGAAAUGUGAAAUUGUUUUGUUAAUAGCAGUCAGCACUAUGGUCAAUUUUAGGGUGUUAGCGAGAACCAUGUCGUCGAUUGCAAAGAGUUUUGAAUCAAACUUGGUGGUGCCUGAUGUCGUGCCCAGACCCCCAGCAGCGGUAGUGUCUGUGAAAUACCCAAGCGGAGUAGAAGUGAGCGAAGGCAACGUGCUGACUCCGACCCAGGUGAAGGACGUCCCCACGGUCUCCUGGGAUGCCGCUCCUGACCAGCUGUACACCCUCGCUAUGACUGACCCCGACGCGCCUUCCCGGCAGGAGCCCAAAUUCCGUGAAUGGCACCACUGGUUGGUAGGCAACAUUCCCGGCAACAACGUGGCUGCGGGCGAGACCCUGUCCCAGUACGUCGGCUCCGGCCCCCCACAGGGCACCGGCCUCCACCGAUACGUAUUCCUUGUCUACAAACAGCCUUGCAAACUGGACUUCGACGAGCCCAGGCUUCCUAACACGUCAGGUGAGAAUCGUGGUAAGUUCUCGAUCGCUAACUUCGCCAAGAAGUACAACUUGGGCGAUCCCGUCGCGGGCAACUUCUACCAGGCUGAGUACGACGACUAUGUGCCCCUCCUGUACAGGCAACUUGGCGCAUAA
Molecule: messenger RNA, 828 nt
Organism: Spodoptera exigua (beet armyworm)
Lineage: Eukaryota; Metazoa; Arthropoda; Insecta; Lepidoptera; Noctuidae
Source: the annotation of a GenBank genome assembly